UAACCAAUUUUUUAUAUUAAUUAUUAAUAAUCAUACUCAAAUCAUUUCUCCAAACUUUAUUGUUAAAAGAUUUUUUGUCUCACAUUUGUCUUCUGCAUCUAAUUAAUGUUUAUGUUAAAAAUUUAAUAUUUCACCAGUCAAAACCCCACCAAAUCUAACUCCUUGUUGUUUCUUUUCUUCUUCCUCCAUUCUCACACUAUUUUUUAUUCUAGAGUUUUGUUCUUUCUUCUCAUUAUUAUUGAAUUUUUUGUAUAUGUUUUUGCACAACAAGUCAAAUUUUACAUUUUUUAUUUGCCCUUCUGGCCUUCUGUGGAUCUCACUCGCACUUUCUUCCUCUUCCUCUCUCUCCUCUCUUUAACACUGCUCUGCCAUUUUCUCUUUUUUUUUUCCUUUUCUUUUUCCCCUCAGAAUUUUGAUGCUAAUUUCUCAUUUUUGGGUUAUGGGUAGAUGCUAAUUUGGAUUAAAAGAAUUCUGCUUUUCUUCCAAAAACCAAACAAAUUGAAAGUAGUAAAAAUGACAAUUUCAGUUGAUCAAUGCAGAAGAAGCAAUUGAGAAGAAAAGCUUGGAGAAGAAGGACUAAAUGCUGCAGGAGUUUUGCAUAAUCUGAUGCAGACAAUCUUUGGAUAAAAUUAUCAGAUAUUAAUAUGCCUCAAGACAAAAGAAGAUCAAUAAGUUACAGAUCAUUUGUCACAUGUGAUGAUCCAAAAGGAAUUGAAUGUGGGGCAAUUAGAAAAUCAAAGAUCAAUUCACAUAAAAAGGAGCAAUUUAACAGUAAGAUCGAAAUUGACAAAAACCAGGAAAAUAAUAAUCUAAUCAAUUCACUAGAAAUUAUUAAGGAAGAGAGGGAGAAAAAGGAGAUGGGACUUAGAGGGAUCACAAGAAGGAUAGAAACUGAAAACUUGAAUCAUGUGAUCAGUUCUUGGUCUACUGAAAACAAGUUUCAGGAAAGAAAAAAUGAUAAUAUUGCUAAAGAAUUGUUAAAAGGAGCUCUUGAUCUUCAAGAAUCAUUGGUUAUGCUUGGAAAAUUGCAAGAAGCUUCGAGUUUUAUGUUGGGAUUAUCGCGAAAAGAGAAACAAAAACUCGAGGAUUGCACGUUUGAUGGCAUGGUUAAUGGAGUAAAGGGUUUAAGGAAUGUUGUUAGAGAAAGUAUUGUUAAGCAAAAUGUGAUGAUAGCAAAUCCUGUAUUUGAGGAACAUCAUUAUGAUCAUAGAAAGAUGGUUUCUCCUGAUAUGAUGCCUUCUACUAGUUCGAGUCAAUCCUCGAUGAUUUAUUCGAGUAGUUUUGUUCAUUCCGAUUCUUGUGUCUCGUCACCAGCUGUUUCUGUAAAGAAAAAGGGGAAGGAAUCGAAUUUGAUUGUUAAGCUUAUGGGUUUAGAAUCAUUCCCUUCAAGUCCUAGGAAUUACACGGAUAAAGAGAAAAUUUUGAAAAUGUCGAAGUCUUUGUAUGAUAAUGAUUCACCUAGCGCAAAGAGGGUGCAAUUUGGAGCUCAAGAGAUGAAGCAAAGAAAUGUGGAUGAAAUAUUUGAGAACAUCAAAUUCAAGGGGCUUUUAAGACAUAAACAGGAGUCUGAUAUUUUUGCCUCGGAAAAUGAAAGAACGCCGAUUGUUGUGAUGAAACCUAUGCGCUAUCCCUGCCUAGAUCUCGAUAAGCCAUUUUCGACAAAGACUUGGAAAGAAAUGAGUAUGAAACCGAUAUAUAGUAAUACAUCAGGUCGAGAAAUUGUCAGAAUUGAAGAUGUGUACUUCAGGGAGAAGUAUGAAGUAGCCGGAGGAGUUGGUUGUGAAGAAAAAGGCAAGUCCUUACGAAAGGUUGCAUCUGCUAAGGCAAAUGCUUCUGAAAAUUUGCACUCGAAACCAUUAAAGAAGAAAGCCAAAGUCAAAAAGGCUAGUGAAGGUUGUAACAUGAUCACUUCAACUAGAAGGAACGGUGAGGAGAAAGUAGCGAAGUUAAGUGAUCAGGAAAAGUUCGCCUUGGCAACGAAUAAAAAGAAAAAGGAUGGAAAAUCGACAAUGCAAAAUCAGACUUUGAGUGCACAAAAGACUAAUUCCAUCUCCAUGUCAGAUCACCGCAGGAAACGAAGAACGGUAAAUGAACGAAACAACAGACAACCAGCUUUACUUAUGGAGGAAAACCGGAUGGGUAAAGGUCAAAACAAGAAAACAAAAGCGUUUAAUAAAGAGGAUAUUGAUUUAAUGGAAGAUAGUAAAUCUGUUUCCCCCAUAGUUACUGAUAACAAUGUAAAGAAUCAACCUCAUAUUAAAGAUUUUGAUAUUGGCAGUCGGAUUAAGCUGCUAGAUACUUCGGAAUGCAUUUCAUAUGAUCUUUUGAAUAACAAGAAGAUUAUACAGCAUGGUUACAAUCAGAGGGCUUGUUCUGAAAUUACAUUAUGUUGCAGUGUAGAUCAGCUCGGCGAGACUCAGAGCCCUGUUAAUGAAGUUACCUUAAGUACUACUCAUGAAAAUGGUAUUGCAGUUCAUCAUAAUAUGAAUCGAAAAGGAGUGAAAAACCUCAAAAAUAGCAUUGCAUCACCCAGAAAAACAGAUGAUAAGAAUUUGAUUCAAUGUCACACUCCGAAAACAAAGCUAAAUGCUUUGCUUUUGAGCAACUCAUUGUUCGUGAGCCAUUUCGAGGAGCGUUUCAACGUUCAAGUUUAUCCUCAUUUAUUUCCAAGUGUGAUUGAUAACGAUCAAGAGUUAAGAAGCUCUAGGCUUCUGCUAGAUUGUGCGGACGAAAUCUUGGAACUUAAAAGCGAGCAGCUAUCACUAGCAUGUCUGCCUUUACCACCAAGCUACAUAACAAAUACAGGAAGCUCUCUCAGCUUGGAUCGACUUUUGGAAGACGUAUGGAGCGGAAUUGAUGAUUUGAGAGGCUAUUUAAGGGCGGUGACUGAUGAGCUCCCCUCCGACAAUCUCUAUCUAAUACUAGAUCGAGAUUUGAGGUAUAAGAGCGGAGUAUGGGGAGUCGGUUGGAGGAGUAUGUACACUCAAGAUGAGGUUGAGGUAGUUGUAAGUGAGAUUGAUAGGUUUGUGCUAAACAAGUUGAUUGAGGAGGUUCUUGUAGAUUUGAUGCUUUAGCUCAUCCUAAAUUAUGUUCUUCCCCAUUGUUUUUAUAACCUUCUUGAGAUUCAUUAGAAGCAAGUAAGCAACCAAGGCCGAAUCUAAGAUUUAAAAGGUCCAGGGUGAAACAUUAAUUAUUGGCCUAUAAUUACUAAAUAUGUUAUUUUAGGUCCUUAACUAUAAAAGAAUAUUAGAGCAUUGUUUUUAUUAUGUUUUGGAUGGCCAAGGGCGCAAGUAUAGAGCCGGCCUUGUAAGCAACAUUACAAAUAUGUAAAUAAGCAUCAUAAUACAUAUUGUUGAUAGAAAAAUUGAUAUGCCAAGUUGAAACAACUUUUCCAUGUGAUCACAUUGCUUCAAUAGGGUAAGUUUACCAAAUUACCACCACCUUAAUAGUCAUUGAAUUGUUGU
Messenger RNA from Amaranthus tricolor (Joseph's coat), 3464 nucleotides. RefSeq lists its product as uncharacterized. The transcript is spliced from 5 exons. Lineage: Eukaryota; Viridiplantae; Streptophyta; Magnoliopsida; Caryophyllales; Amaranthaceae. The record is from RefSeq and is a predicted model, not a curated record. Bases 645 to 3074 code for a protein of 809 amino acids.